Adelges cooleyi (spruce gall adelgid) is the source of this 2004-nucleotide messenger RNA. It is a transcript of the gene Pgi, whose product is annotated as glucose-6-phosphate isomerase. Gene Ontology annotation, biological process: gluconeogenesis; glucose 6-phosphate metabolic process; glycolytic process. The record is from RefSeq and is a predicted model, not a curated record. NCBI's taxonomy places the organism in Eukaryota, Metazoa, Arthropoda, Insecta, Hemiptera, Adelgidae. Gene Ontology annotation, molecular function: monosaccharide binding; glucose-6-phosphate isomerase activity; carbohydrate derivative binding. Gene Ontology annotation, cellular component: cytosol. The coding region runs from base 184 to 1860 and encodes 558 amino acids. The transcript is spliced from 10 exons.
GGCUGCCCUUCUGGAUUUUUAUUUUCCACCGACCGUUCGAGUGCGCCCGACGUUUCUGUCGGUUGUCCGUUUUGUUUUUCGCUGUUGUUCGACAACUGCCAGUUAAAUCCGAUUUUCAUUUCGUUUUGAAUUCGAUAUUUUAUCUUAAAACUUCUCACCCGGAAUCCUCCACGAGAAAAUAACAUGUCGGGAAAACUUUUGCUCACCGACGAUCCGGCUUAUAAAGCCCUAGCCGAUUACUAUACCUGCGUGGGCUCGUCGUUGAACAUCAAGAAAUUGUUCGCCGACGACAAUGACCGAUUCAACAAAUUCAGUUUACGGUUAACUACGCCAAAUGAUGGAGAUGUGUUAAUUGAUUACUCGAAAAACCGUUUGGACGAAAAAGCUUUUGGCCUGUUAUUGGACUUGGCAAAAUCCAGAAAGAUCGAAGAGGCUAGAUCUUGUAUGUUCAACGGAGAACGUAUUAAUAUGACUGAGAAACGACCUGUGUUGCACGUAGCCCUGCGUAAUCGUUCAAACAAACCAAUAAUAGUCGACGGUUCAGAUGUAAUGCCCGAAGUUAACGGUGUUCUGAACCAUAUGAAAGAGUUUACCGAACGAGUGAUUUCCAAGAAAUGGUUGGGUUAUACUGGUAAACCUAUUGAAGAUGUCGUUAACAUUGGUAUCGGAGGAUCGGAUUUAGGUCCAUUAAUGGUAACGGAAGCGUUAAAACCCUAUGCCAUUGGUCCUCGUGUUCAUUUUGUAUCCAACAUUGAUGGAACGCAUUUGGCCGAAAUCCUAAAAAAAGUCAAUCCGGAAACUGUGUUGUUUAUAAUCGCCAGCAAGACUUUUACCACUCAAGAAACCAUCACUAACGCAACGUCUGCUAAAAAAUGGUUCAUUAACACGGCCAAAGAUGCGUCUUCAGUUUGCAAACAUUUUGUAGCUUUGUCCACCAACAAGGUGAAAGUAACUGAAUUUGGUAUCGACGAGGCCAACAUGUUUGGAUUUUGGGAUUGGGUUGGUGGACGAUAUUCGCUUUGGUCCGCAAUCGGUCUUACCAUUUGUCUGUCCAUUGGAUUUGAAAAUUUCGAGACUUUACUAUCUGGAGCACAUUACAUGGAUCAACAUUUUCUCAACACUCCUUUGGAGAAAAACGCGCCAGUUAUUUUGGCCUUAUUGGGAAUUUGGUAUCACAAUUUCCACGGUGCUGAAACUCACGCCUUACUGCCCUAUGACCAGUACUUGCAUAGAUUCGCUGCUUAUUUCCAACAAGGCGAUAUGGAAUCUAACGGAAAAUCGGUUACCGUGGGCGGCACACCGAUUACUUCAUUUUCUACCGGCCCGAUAGUGUGGGGUGAACCUGGCACUAACGGUCAACACGCUUUCUAUCAGUUGAUUCACCAAGGCACUCGUCUUAUUCCAGCUGAUUUUAUCGCCCCAGCGGUCACUCAUAAUUGUAUUAGUGACGGAAUUCAUCACAAGAUUUUGAUGGCCAACUUCUUGGCCCAAACCGAAGCAUUGAUGAAAGGUAAAACACCCGAUGAAGCUCGCAAAGAACUCGAAGGAUCCAAUUUAGAAACCAAAGAACUCGAGAAAUUGGUUGCUCAUAAAACGUUUUCUGGAAAUCGUCCAACGAAUUCGAUUGUGUUCAAACAAAUUACUCCGUUUACAUUAGGACUAUUGAUUGCUCUGUAUGAACAAAAAAUAUUUGUUCAAGGAAUCAUUUGGGAUAUCAACUCUUUUGAUCAAUGGGGUGUGGAAUUGGGUAAACAACUCGCCAAACAAAUCGAGCCGGAACUUCAAACUUCCAAGAACAUUACUAGUCACGAUUCGUCAACAAACGGUCUCAUUAAUUUUAUCAAGUCCAAUUGGUCAUAAACGAGUCGCCGUGUUUGUUAUUUAUUUUAUAAUUAUACUAGAACAAAUGCAUUUUUUUUUUUUAAAAAAGAAAGCUUACCAAAUACCAUUUUAUGUUUUUAAAUAUUUAGAGCUAAUAAACUGUUUUCUAGUUAUAUUUUUUAA